ACUCAUUACCUUAAACAAUAGAUAAAAUCAAAAACCCAAACAGAACCUCACCUCUGCUGCCGCCCCGUGUGGGAGUGAAGAAAGAGUGAGCCAAAAGUGAAUGCAGUCCUUAUAUAACGUGUGACAGGUGAGUGCAAUUAAGGACAAGCACCACACCCAAUCAAAGGUGAGAGAACUAAACAAGGUGCAUCUGGUGAAGUGAGUGGGUGUGCUGGGAUGUGCUAAAAGGUGGGUCUUUACAACAGUAGCUCUUGUUAAUAGUUUGCACAAACAAACUAUGAAAAUGUUUUCUGAUGGAGGAUAUUCCAUAUAUCCGUUAUCUGACGAAUACCAGACUUGAGAUAUCACUGUCUGCUGUAUAACACACAACUCAAGACUCAUACAUACAAAGCAUGCAGUGUGGAAGGGAGCUGACAGAUUGGUGCUACUAUUCCCAACUUCAAUGGAACCACACCUGCACAGCUCCAGUGUUAUGGGGGCUGGUUUCACAAACCUGCAAUGGCAGAUCUCAGUCUCCAGUUAAUAUUGUCACAAGUAAAGUGCUACCAGAUGAACGCCUGACUCCUUUUCACUUCACCGGUUAUAAAGAGACUUUUUAUGGGAGCCUCAUAAACACUGGCCACAGUGUUCAGCUAAAUUUGCCUUCCAGUAUACAAAUCAAAGGAGGAAAUCUGGAUGAUGAAUACAAGGCAAUUCAGUUUCACCUGCACUGGGGCAAAGAUGGAGGACGUGGUUCUGAGCACACAAUUGAUGGAGAAAAGUUUCCAAUGGAGAUGCAUAUCGUCCAUAUAAAAGAAGGGUAUGACUCGUUAGCUGAGGCUUCAAAAGACAGUACGGGUGUGGCUGUUUUGGGAUUUUUCUUUCAGGAGUCUGAGUCUGCAAAUGAGAAGUAUGAUCAUCUUAUCAGUGCACUGAAAUACAUAUCUCAACCUAAAACGAAUGUGACGCUGCUGGGUGUCUCCCUGGACAUGUUCAUUCCUUCUGAAAUUAACAGGACCAAGUACUUUCGCUACAACGGCUCCCUCACCACACCUGACUGUGCUGAAGCUGUGGUCUGGACCCUGUUUGAAAGCACUAUUCCUCUCAGCAGGAAUCAGCUCGCUGCUUUCAACCAACUUCGGUUUUAUGAUGGACAGAAAAUGGUCAACAACUACAGACCGGUUCAGCCUUUGAAUGGAAGACAGGUGUAUUACUCCAGUGGCCAACUUGCUUUGGUUAGCUCUGUGUAAUUCACCAAUUCAGUGCUGCUAUCUAGUGCAAGCUUUGUUUAAUUUAAUCAAAUUUUAUGCACAAAUACACUUGUUUGUUACAUCUGCUGAUUUUCAAAUACAAGAAGGAAAAAAUAGGAAAAAAUAAUGUAGUGUAUAUUUAAAAGUAAAGGGUGUAAAUUCACUGGAUGCUUCAAAACAACAUGUAUCAAACACGACAUGCAUAUCUGAAUGAUAUGUAAGAUUUUAUAUACGACAAAAUAUGUUAUUGACAAAUAAGUAAAUGAGUUACUUUUGGUAGUAAAUGUUUCACAUUGAUGAUCUCAUUACAAUUUACACACAUUUUUGGGGGGACAUAGACUAAAUGUUUAAGGAUAGUUAGUUGCUUUCUUUGCACUGAAUGGGACAACAUAUGACUUCAUUGUGCUUUCAGAAGAAUAGCAAUAAAGAAUUCUGAUUCUGAUUCACAUAUAUUCACUUGUACUGAUAUAAUAUUUCUGGUAAAUAUCAUGAUGCAUUCUAUUACAUGCUAUCCUACUGUUCUGGAAACAUCUAAACUCUGACUUAAAAGUGUCACAUUUAUUUAAAAUACAGACGUGUUAACACUAUAAUGUAUACUAUUAAGGUAUGUUUUACCUAUCAGUUCUUUG
This is a messenger RNA of Oreochromis niloticus (Nile tilapia), 1858 nucleotides long. RefSeq names its product carbonic anhydrase 4. Gene Ontology annotation, molecular function: zinc ion binding; carbonate dehydratase activity. Gene Ontology annotation, cellular component: plasma membrane. The coding region runs from base 393 to 1229 and encodes 278 amino acids. Lineage: Eukaryota; Metazoa; Chordata; Actinopteri; Cichliformes; Cichlidae. The record is from RefSeq and is a predicted model, not a curated record. The transcript is spliced from 8 exons.